CUUCAAGUCUUUUUUCAAGUGACAGCCCAAGAGGUAAAUGCCAAGAUAGAUACUGGAAGGCGAUUUAAUUGACAAGAUCUUAGCUUGCGGCGAAGGUCUCCUAGUCUAGUUCUGCAGCUGCAUUCAAGUGCCACCAAUAUGGCUAAUUCCAAAUUUGAGUACGUGAAGGCGUUUGAGCAACCCGACAAUCUACUGCCAAACACAUGGAUUGUUGUCAGGAUAGAUGGAAGGGGCUUCACAAAAUUCGCCAACAAGUAUAGCUUCAAAAAGCCUAAUGACAAACGGGCGCUUGACCUCAUGAACGCCUCGGCAAAGUCUGUCGUCACAGAGCUGCCAGAGAUCACCAUUGCAUAUGGGGUCAGCGACGAGUACAGCUUUGUAUUCCACAAGCACUGUAGUUUGUUUGAUCGAAGGUCAGGCAAACUGGUGUCCACAAUUGUGUCGACCUUCUCGGCCUACUACAUCUACCACUGGAACACUUACUUUCCGGACAGCCCUCUAUCCCCUCCGCUCCCUAGCUUCGAUGGUAGGGCUGUGUGUUUCCCGAGUGUCCAGAACCUGAGGGACUAUAUGAGUUGGCGCCAAGUCGACUGCCACAUCAACAACCUUUACAAUACCACGUAUUGGGCACUGAUUCAACAGGGCAACCUGGAUGCCCACACUGCAGAAAGAACCCUUGCAGGUACCUUUGCUGCUGACAAGAACGAAAUUCUGUUCUCGAAGUUCGGCAUCAACUACAACAAUGAGCUGGAUAUAUAUAAGAAGGGAAGCGUAGUUUUCAGAGAUUACAUACUCGAAGAGCCCCAAGACGGCCAAGGUGUGGCGCAAAAGGUUGAGGCUCUGGUCGAACCGGUGGUCAAGUCCAAGACCCAAGCCGAAAAUGAGAAAAAGAAGCGUGCCAAAGCCAGGGUCACAGUCGAGCAUCUCGACAUCAUCAAAGACGACUUUUGGGAUAGACGUCCGUGGCUGCUGUCGAACAAGCCAGGAGAGAUACCCAAACAGCCUUAGAUCCCACUUCAACAGCGACCAGUUCCCAAUCCCUAGAUUCUGACAAUUAAUUGUCCGAAUUAAUUUUUAUGGCCUUGUGUGGUUGCCAUAACUUGUCGCAUGCUGACCGCGAACAAGGCAUCCUCCGCGUGGCCGGCGAGAGAUUGAUGUGAUGAGAAUUCCGUAUCGGUUUUGGUGCUUCAGCCUGCCGUGCCUCUCCGGCGUUCCUCUUUUCGUUUCCUUUUUGCGUCACGUCUUGCUUUCUUUUCUUCCUUUGUCUCGAGUGCUUUGCGAUCUGUCUUUUUCUUCUUCCUCGCCGCAAGAAUCGCAUCAACAUCCAACCCACCGCGGGCCUUCUUCUCCGCCUUUUCGCGCCGCCUCAGUGCCCUCCGCGCCUUGCGCUCGCUCUUGCUCUCUAGGCGCGUCUCUCCAUCGGGUGGCGCCGGCGUCGAAUCGCCCGAGCUGGUCGUCGACGAAGAUAUCGUGCCCUCCAACAGUCCACCCCUGACGAAGGAAGCGUACAGACCGUACGCCCCCGUAUACCUCGAGGCCGCGCCGCGCGUCUCGAUUGCGUUCAGCGCGCCGCGGCUGACCGUCUGCACGAUGGCGCCCUUCUGGCUCGUCGUGUCCAGACCCUGAAGCUGCUGGUCGAAGGCGUUGAGCCACCACUGGUCGCUCGUGCAGUGCUCCUUCUUGCCGAUCCCGAGCGUGUUGUCCUUGCGCGAGAGGAGCAGGGGCUUGGCAAGACCUGUCGAGUCGUCGGUCGGGUGCAGCGUGUGGCCGUGGCCGCGCCAGCCUUGUGAUUUAAGUAGUGCCUGCGCGUCCAUCUUCGACCGCUCGCGUUUGCGGUGUAAGAUUUCUAGGAUGCAGGACUUCCACCGCCUACGAAAUCGUCAGAAAUUGAAUCACGGUUUUGAUAUCAUUAUCGACCCCUCGCGAGGGGCAACGAUUUGGCGAUUUCGCAAAUGUAGUGACAAAUCUUGAGGGAUGAUUUUCUUUUUUUUGUUCCCUUUUUUUUCUCCGAUCGAUAACCCAGCCAGCCGCCAAACCUGCGAAACCCUGCGAAAAUCAAAAUUUUAGCGGGGUUCGCAUCGGGGUCGUCAAGUGGGGCCGCCCUCCGCGCUUCAUCGGCGCAACUUCUCUCACAACGGGUUAUAAGGCAGCGAGUCUGCGCAACAUAAUCUACGACUUACAUAAGUACCGGCACGCAUGGCUGCGGAUGAUAUAUAUCAUAGUUUUUUUUUGGUUUUUUUUUUCCAAAAAAAAAAAAACGCCACUUAGGUCAAGUGUUCUGUACGGUAGAACCAUCCCGGAAAGGUUUCGAGUCUUGCCACUCGAUUUAUCUAGAGUACCAUAUUACAAAAUGUUGUCGUCCAAGAGGUCCAGAAGGAAAAAAAGGAGAAUGCGAGAAGAAAAACACGGGAUAGCCACAAACAUUCUUCUCGAUCCGAAUGGUUAUUUGGAUGCCGAGAGGGGACCAAGUGAAGCCAUCUACGGAGUAUCUGGUCCUGCUGGCCCCAGUGAUCAAGAAUUGGAUGCCACCCAACACAGCUGGCUACGCAGCGUGGCGG
Molecule: messenger RNA, 2558 nt
Organism: Pyricularia oryzae 70-15
Lineage: Eukaryota; Fungi; Ascomycota; Sordariomycetes; Magnaporthales; Pyriculariaceae
Product: tRNA(His) guanylyltransferase
Exons: 6
Coding region: 139-1008 (289 amino acids)
Biological process (GO): tRNA modification
Molecular function (GO): tRNA guanylyltransferase activity; magnesium ion binding
Source: RefSeq, a predicted model, not a curated record